Gastrolobium bilobum is the source of this 881-nucleotide messenger RNA. RefSeq lists its product as uncharacterized. The transcript is spliced from 3 exons. Gene Ontology annotation, cellular component: ribosome. The record is from RefSeq and is a predicted model, not a curated record. Lineage: Eukaryota; Viridiplantae; Streptophyta; Magnoliopsida; Fabales; Fabaceae. Gene Ontology annotation, molecular function: structural constituent of ribosome; rRNA binding. Bases 182 to 547 code for a protein of 121 amino acids. Gene Ontology annotation, biological process: ribosomal large subunit assembly; translation.
CAAAACAUAUUUUAUUUUAGUUUUAAUUUUCUUAUAUUUUUGUUUAAUAGCUAAGCCCUUGGCAAUAGUUCCCAUCAUAGCCCAAGAGAAGAGCACCAGAGGCACCUUGUCCGUCGUGACUAUCACACAAAUUCUGGUCUACACGCUUGAUUUUACAGGGUAGAAAGAAGUAGAGAAGAAUAUGAAUAAGGAUAAGAUCUUCAAGCUAGCAAAGGGGUUCAGAGGAAGAGCCAAGAAUUGCAUUAGGAUAGCAAGGGAGAGGGUGGAGAAGGCCUUGCAGUAUUCCUACAGAGACCGACGUAACAAAAAGCGGGACAUGCGUUCCCUUUGGAUACAAAGGAUUAAUGCCGGUACCCGCCUUCAUGGUGUCAAUUAUGGGAACUUCAUGCAUGGACUGAUGAAGGAGAAUAUCCAACUUAACAGAAAGGUUCUGUCGGAGUUAUCUAUGCAUGAACCCUAUAGCUUCAAGUCCCUGGUAGAUAUAUCACAUAGUGCAUUUCCAGGAAACAAGAAUGUGGUGGUUCCUCCAAGAAAGGUGGCCCUCUAGAGCAUUUGGCACGUUAGCAAAUAUUUAGAGGUAGUUUAUAUCAGUAUCGUUAAUUAUCUUCGAGGAUUUCAGGUUUAGUUCACUACAAAUUACUAUCAAUUUUGUAUGCCUGUACUUCUUCACAUACUCUUGAGUACUUUUUAACUAGAUGAUCUUCCUCCUCUGAUUUCCCUUUCACUUGCUUGGGUGUCUGUGAUAUUGUAUAAUAAAAAACCUUGAGCAAAGGUAUGGUUGGCUAUAUUUUGAUCAUUUGCUGCCAUUAUAGCGUUUGGAGUGUGGACAGAGUGAAAUAGAACGGUCUGUUCUGUGCUGCUGUUCCUCUUGCUUCCAUCUU